AUGGGGGAACCUCCACUCAUCUCCUCCAAAGCAUCCAUCAGUGAAGACGACCUCUUCUUCGGAUUGUUCUGUGGUAUGCUGCACGUCAGCGGGCACUACGACAUUGCUAUGUGUUCGGUGGUAGGUUCUUGUGUUGUUAUCACUCAAAGAAUUGGGGUAAUGGAAGAAGAGGUAUUAAGUCGGCAUCGUAAGGAGAAGAAAGAGCUUCAAGCUAAAAUUCAGAGCCUGAAGAAAAGUGUACCUAAGGGCGAUCGUAAUCGACGCAACGCUGUACAACAGGAAAUCGCAGCAUUAGAGAAGCAGCUUGCUGGACGACAGGCUGAAGAAUUGAAGCAGUUAAAUGCUUCUUUCGAUAUCCCUACUAAUUCAACAUCAGAUCUGACUCCUCUCAAUGGAAGUGGUGAAACACCACCAUCGAGGGUCAGUAAAGCUGCUAAACGACGUAAAAAGGCCGCGGCGAAGGCACAAUCUCUUUCAAAGGCUGUAGAGGAGUCUCUUGCCAGGGAUGCCUCUUCAACGUCUGCCCUCGAAUACUGCCAACUCGAACGCGCUCUCUUUGAGCGUGGCCUUACACUGCACAAGGUUCCCUCGGAUGGCGACUGCCUAUUUGCCUCCAUUGCGCACCAAUUGGAUGUACUGGGUCUAACAGAGUGUUUGAUGGAAGCUUGCGACAAAUUCGGUGUGACGCCGCCUGCCGCAGAGGACGUGAAAUCCACUGUACGAUGCCUGCGAAUGCUCGCCUCUUCAGUUAUUCGACACAAUGGAGAGGACUACCUACCUUUUAUUUGCUCGGAGCCGGAUCUGACCUGCGAUUCCACUAUCGCUACGAUUGAUCUCUACUGCAAGAAGCUAGAAGCGCCAGGCACUUGGGGUGGUCAGCUGGAGAUUCAGGCUCUCUCCACCGCGUUGGAAAGACCCAUUGAGGUUCUACACACGGCAGGUCCGGUGAUUCGAUCGGGCGAAACGUUCGCCGCCUCUUCCAACCCACCAGCUCCUUUGGUUAUCACGUACCAUUACCACGCAUUUUCGACAGGAGAGCACUACAAUUCUUCCAAGCCACUGUAG
Molecule: messenger RNA, 1065 nt
Organism: Echinococcus granulosus
Lineage: Eukaryota; Metazoa; Platyhelminthes; Cestoda; Cyclophyllidea; Taeniidae
Product: OTU domain-containing protein 6B
Exons: 9
Coding region: 1-1065 (354 amino acids)
Biological process (GO): protein deubiquitination
Molecular function (GO): cysteine-type deubiquitinase activity
Source: RefSeq, a predicted model, not a curated record